AGCAUAUACGGAAGAAACUGGGCUUGAUCCCUGGAUAAACUCUAAAACUUCCGAAUCUAAACAAAUCGAAAAUGCUGAUAAUCAUCUUUCGCAAGACUGUAUCAUCAAAAUUUUCAAGUUUCCAGAAGAUAAAGGUAUAAUCCAUGAAACAAUACAUAAACGAUUCCCUUUCUUGAGAUAUAUUAAAUCGAAUGCAUGGUAUCGAGAUGUUUUUAAAUAUACAGAUCCAGAAGAUAAAUGUCUGAUAUGCAAUGAAGUACAUACACGUUUAGGUAUGUGGGGUGACUGGAACUGUCUAGGAAAAAAUGAUCACUAUUUUCUCAACUGUCCUUUUCGCAUUGAUCAUAAGAAAGUUAUAAUUGCCAUACAGAAUUUGCUGAAAACUCAAGUAAGGGUAUCAAACAAAAUUUGCAACUCCUCAAUCCCCAAGACUGAUCCAAACAAAACUCGCCUUUAUCAACAUGCCGUCAAACAUAAAAUAGAUCCCGAGAAAUUUGCGGUCAUUGCUGAAGCUGAGAAAAAAAGAUGGGAUGGAAAAUGUUUUUGUGGGGAUUUGGAAAGAGAUAUACGUUUCUAUCGUGGUGAAAUAGAAAGAAAGGAGGAUCCUAGAAAAUAUCAUAAAUUUUUAACAGAUCGGGAAAGGCUGGUUGGUGAAGAGUUAUUACGUCGCAGUAUAAUAAAAAGCGGAUUAAGUACCGCAUGGCUAGAUGAUCUCAUGAAUGAAUGGGAAAAAAUUCAUAAUUAA
This is a messenger RNA of Diversispora eburnea, 745 nucleotides long. Lineage: Eukaryota; Fungi; Glomeromycota; Glomeromycetes; Diversisporales; Diversisporaceae. The record is from the annotation of a GenBank genome assembly.